Pelodiscus sinensis (Chinese soft-shelled turtle) is the source of this 2543-nucleotide messenger RNA. NCBI's taxonomy places the organism in Eukaryota, Metazoa, Chordata, Testudines, Trionychidae. The record is from RefSeq and is a predicted model, not a curated record.
CCCGGCAGUGCUGUUCUGACGUGGCUCCAGACCGCGGUGACGGGAUGGCUGGGCCCCAUCUGCACCCCUUGGCUGCCGUCCUGGGACUGGCAUUGCUUGGUGUCCUGGUCUUCCUCUCCGCCUUGUGCGCUGCCUGCAGAAGGAAAGCUGGGAAGAAGAAAAUCCCCCCGGAUGGAGUGAAGCUGGUUGAUGCGUCCUUGCUGAGGCAGAUGCAGCUCCGAUCGCUCAGUAAAUCUGACACCAAACUGCACGAGCUCAUCCGGGUGAAGCGCAUGGACGAACACCAAAGGCCAGCCAGCGUGGACUUCCUCUACCCAUCAGGCUCCCUGGGGGACGGAGACGGGGCCAUGCACAGCUCGAGCUUCAGCAUCCUGCUGCGCCGAGAGCUGCCCCAGAUCCCCCAGUCCAGCCCCACGGUGGAUGCCCUGAGUCCUGAGCAGACCUACUCGAACCUGCCCCUCUCCACCCCGCUGACGCCAGCCCCGGAGAUCCUGUACGAGUGUGUGGCCCUGACUCAGGACGUGCCUCAACCAAAGCCCAUCUCGGGAACCCUGGUGGAGACAAGCGAGGUGCACGCGGCCGUGACGGCUGAGUACGCCUGUGUCCGCAAGGUGAAGAUGAACGUCCAGCCAGAGCUCCAGGAUGAGACGCAGAGUGAAUUGGGCGGGGGGCAGGCCGGCGACCCAGCCAGCUGCGAAGGAGCUGCCAGUGACCCCCACGCACAGAAGGUAGAAGAAAUGUACUCCACGGUGUGCAAAGCUGGCAAGGGGAAGAAACACCAAAGCUCUGCCCUGUCUCCUGUGGGAAGGGAGGCUGGGGAGACGUGCCAAGGCGAGCCGGGGAGGCCAGCUGCCCAGCAGGGCGAAGUCAGGGCAGGGUAUCCGCCCACGCCGGGCCGGGGCUCACUCGCGGAGCCCUGCUAUGAGUCUGUCGGCGAUGGCUCCUGCCCGGACCCCAGCAGGCGCUUGGCCCCGGAGCCGGCCUAUGAGGCAGUAGACGUCAACUGGAGAAAGCCCCGGAGAAGAGACAAGUCCACCAAGAGCUGCCCCGUUGAGAACUUGUAUGAAAGCAUCAGCGACAUGUGGGCAGGGGACGCCGGGCACACGGCCACCCUGAUAGCGCCCAAUGGGCUGGAGAUGCACCUGACAGAGUUAUAGCCCCCUGUGGGUAGGCGCCGCCCCGAGACCGCGGGCUGUCUCCGCGCUCCGCCCAGAGCCUGCGGUGCCCCGACAGUAAAUACUAAAACGGCCCCCCCACUCCAACCGUCCUGCCUCCAUCUCGUGCCAGCCUGUCGCUUCCCCUGCGGGCUGGGUCCCCUCUCGCUUCUUCUGCAGAACUGCCUCUGAAGCCGCUGGGGCUGAGCCAACUCCCUGGCUUGGAGGGACCUCCGGCGACCUGAGAACGACAGGCGUGAGAACUGACCGGUUCUCACAGGUGCCAUCUGGGGGUUGGCAUGGCUUGGGGUGGAGCCCAUGUGUGGGCCACACACUGAGGUAAGGGAGUGGGCAGCCGUCAGGAGGAACGGCCCUGGGGUAUCGUACCCCGUGUUUAUUUGUGUCUCACUGCAGGGAUGGAGAGAACCCCGCCUGUGUCUGGGUUUAUUGCCUGGCAACGCCCACCGCGGGGAAGGGCAGUGAAGGCUUGUUCCCGUUGAGACAGGGAGUGUGUCUGCGGAGCUCUGAUUCUCCGCCUGGCCUACCCCGGGCUAUCCCGGCUCAGCGCUGCUGAGUGCUUGAUGGGGCAACACAGGGCAGAAGUUGGCCAGAUUUCUGAGGCAGGCUCUGGCGGGGCAGGAGGGGGCUGGAAAUGGGGGCAGUGCAGUGGGAGGAUGGCGCACGCCCUUUGGGGCGUGGCGGGUAGGGUAGGUGGGGAGCUAGGGAGCCUGUACUCAGUGCAGGCCCUGGGGGGCAAGGGAGGAGGCUGAAUCUAAGCCAUUUGUUCAUCUCCUCCAUCCUGGGGCUCUCAGCCCCCAGCAAAACCACAACUGCCACGAACAGUCCUCUAAGUCCUGUUACGCCGCCCAGGGCCUGCCGCUCUGGCCACAGCCCCUGCUGCUACCAGCUUUCCCUGGGGGUGGGAGGGGCUUAGAACAAGCUAUUCCCGUUUAGGUUGGACGUUAAAAACUUCCAACCUAUCAGGGAGGUGAAACACUGGAAUACAUUGCCCCAGGGAGGCUGAGUCUCUCCAUCACUGGAGAUAUUGAAGAGCACGUUAGACAGACGCCUGUCAGGGAUGAUCUAGAUGGUGCCCGGUCCUGCCGACAGGGUAGGGGACUGCACUUGACCUCUCAAGGUCCCUUCCAGUUCUAGUGUUCUGUGAUUCUACACAGCUCCGGGGUUUUCCAGUGUCAGGGGAGUUUCCAGGCACUCAGCUGGGGGCAGCUUGUUCUGCAGAAGCCUUUCAGGCCAGACAGGCAGAGGCUUGAGUGCCUGGCCCAUAACACCCAUGUGCUAACGGUGGUUACACUGAGUGACAGGUGCUUAUGUAACCCACACACUUAGGCUGCGUCUAGACUGGCCAGUUUUUCCGGAAAAGCAGCUGCU